Cooperia oncophora is the source of this 258-nucleotide messenger RNA. NCBI's taxonomy places the organism in Eukaryota, Metazoa, Nematoda, Chromadorea, Rhabditida, Trichostrongylidae. The record is from the annotation of a GenBank genome assembly.
AUGAAGUACUGCCUGAUGAUUUGGGUGGACCCUAAACUGUUGGCUAUCCGAGAGAAGUGUGAUCAAAACGCUCCGAAAGUCUUGCUCUCAGCUUGCCAGAAACUCAUCAAAGGCCUCAGACUGCUUGAUGGCGAAAAAAUAAGGAAGCCGCCUGACGAGAUUUGUUCCACAGUUUGUCUGAAGUCGUCUGAAGAAUCCGAUUCUGACGAUGAUGAUGACGAAACGAUUUUUUAUAAGGGAGGAUGGCAUAACGCUUGA